Messenger RNA from Protopolystoma xenopodis, 462 nucleotides. NCBI's taxonomy places the organism in Eukaryota, Metazoa, Platyhelminthes, Monogenea, Polystomatidea, Polystomatidae. The record is from the annotation of a GenBank genome assembly.
UUGUCUCUUUUAGAUAAACUCUCUCCAUCACGGUCGGCGUCUGCACCACCAGAUCCAUAUUUUCAAAGCAGCCCUCCUCCAGUUUAUUCGAAUGCCUCUACUUUCAGCCUCUUGACAACUCCUGAGCAACCUUCACUGUCCUCCUUCAUAACUGACUCUCAGGAUAUUCCCUUACUUAACACGACAUCCAGAAGGACCGAACUUGGCACAGCAAACCAAGUUCGUGAGAAUUUGGGUUCUGGCAAACUGCCUUUUGGGGUUAGAAGGAGCUCGUCUUCAUCUACAGGACAGGGCACCACAGUGAGGGCUGAUCCCACUUUGGGAGACAAGAUUGGAGGAGAAGAAGAGUUGGACAUCCCGCCUUGGGAUCCCGUGGGCGAAUUGUUCCUUUAUUUCGUUCGCCGUGUGUCUUUCGGCUUCAACCGUGUCCGUCGAGGCCUGAGUAGGAAGGGGCCAGAUUAG